AUGGAAGUUUACGUUAGAUUAAACGAUUCUAGUGAUAAGGAUUAUGCAUUCCAAUUCAGUCAAAAUGAUACUAUUAACAAUAAAGUUAGAAGUAUUUUUACAACAGAUUCACGUAAAAUUGGCCAAAAGAUUACAUUAUCUGAUUUAAUGGUAAUUAGACCAUCAAUCUUUCAUGAAUAUGAACCUGUUGAAUAUUAUAAAUCAAAUCAUCCAGGUUAUAUGACAGAAGGUGGUUGUCUACUAUUCCAUUUUAGUGCAGGUGACGAUAAAAAUUUAGAAAAAUUAGACUAUGAUAAACCAUUAAUUGAUCAAAUGUGGCCAGGUCAAUUAAUUGUACCAAAAUGGAAAAAAUCAAAAAAUUACGUUUCAAUUUAUGCUAUGAUUAUCUUAGUUUGGUUAUACACAGAUUUACCUGAUAUUAUUUCACCAACUCCAGGUCAUUCUUUAACAAAUACUUUAUCAAAAUUAUUAAUCCCAAUUCUUGAAAAUCAAUUAGGUCAAAAAGUUAUGGCCGCUAAAUUAAGAGAAGAAAUUGUACCAAAUUAUAAUUCUGUUGGUGCUCAAUGGGCUUUUUUCGCUUUACAUGUUUUAAAAGUUUUAUUUAUUACAUUUUUCUUCCAUUUUGCUUUAGCUAAUCCAUUUUCAUUUAAUCCAAUUAAAUUAUACAAAAUUAGAAAUGUUGAUUUAAAUCAAAAAAAUGAAAAAAUUAAAAAUUUAUUAGCUAAUUUAGGUUGGAUUGGUGCUAGAAGAGCAACUUAUGACGAUUAUCAAACAAAUUUUUAUGACUAUACAAUUAAAAAAUAUGGUGGUGUUGUUCAAGCUUAUAGAGCAGGUGCAAUUAAAACAGCCGCAGCUCCUGGUUUUGUUUUAAAUGCAGGUGAAGGUUUCCAAUCUCCAUUAGAUGAAAGAUUCACUGCUGAUACUUUUAAAAGAAUUGAUCAAGAAAAUCCAAAAUUCAUUCUAAGUGAAGAAUAUUUCAUUGAAUUAGAAAAUAACUUAAAAGAAUUAUUAGAUAAUGCUGAUGGUGACAUUGGUAAAAUGAAUACUGAAAUUAGAAGAUUCAGAAGAUAUGGUAUGUAUGAACCAAGUGAAAAAUUAAAACAUUUAGUUGAAGUAAGAAAGGAAAUCUACAAAAAGGACAAAGAAAUCGAAGAAGGCAAGAAAACUGCAAACAAAAAGAAAGAUUAA
Messenger RNA from Maudiozyma saulgeensis, 1188 nucleotides. The record is from the annotation of a GenBank genome assembly. Lineage: Eukaryota; Fungi; Ascomycota; Saccharomycetes; Saccharomycetales; Saccharomycetaceae.